This is a messenger RNA of Salvelinus sp. IW2-2015, 1925 nucleotides long. Its product is annotated as UMP-CMP kinase. Lineage: Eukaryota; Metazoa; Chordata; Actinopteri; Salmoniformes; Salmonidae. The record is from RefSeq and is a predicted model, not a curated record. The coding region runs from base 97 to 771 and encodes 224 amino acids. Gene Ontology annotation, cellular component: nucleus; cytoplasm. Gene Ontology annotation, molecular function: UMP kinase activity; ATP binding. Gene Ontology annotation, biological process: CDP biosynthetic process; UDP biosynthetic process; 'de novo' pyrimidine nucleobase biosynthetic process. The transcript is spliced from 6 exons.
AAUGUCAACAGUGGGAAGUGGUGUUGGCUAUUGCGGACUUCCCACUGACGUUCCAACCUGGUCUGCCGACUCCUGAUCGGUUGUUGUUUUCGGUUUAUGAGUUUCCGUUUAUUGAGUAGCUUAUCUGCGAAGUUGCGGAGCGUUGUGUACAGGGCUGCGACCGUCGCAUUGAUCGACAUGAAGAAGGCGCAGGUUGUGUUUGUGCUAGGUGGGCCUGGCUCGGGCAAAGGAACCCAGUGCGUCAGAAUCGUUGAGAACUACGGUUACACUCAUCUGUCUGCCGGAGACCUGCUGAGGGCUGAACGGAGCCGAGAGGGCUCCGAGUUCGGACAGCUCAUCGAUAACCACAUUAAGGAUGGCAAGAUAGUCCCCUUCGAGAUCACCAUUAAAUUACUCAAGAAGGCCAUGGARGAGACCAGGAAGUUAGACGAGAAGAAGAUCCACUUCCUCAUCGACGGCUUCCCCCGAAACGAGGAAAACCUCCAGGGGUGGACCACCAUCAUGGAUGGGGAGGCUGACGUCAAAUKUGUGCUUUUCUUCGAUUGUAGCAAUGAGGUCUGUAUCAACAGAUGUGUAGAAAGAGGGAAGAGCAGUGGGCGCACCGAUGACAACAGAGCGAGCCUGGAGAAAAGGAUCCAGACCUACCUGCAGUCAACACGGCCCGUCAUCUCACUGUAUGAGAAACAGGGCAAGGUGCGCACUGUGGAUGCCUCGUGCGGUGUGGACAAGGUGUUUGCCAAUGUCAAAACCAUCCUGGACAAGGAGAUUUGAAAUUCCGCACACUGCCAACAACUACCAUUCACAGAUACUUUUAGUUGCAGCAACAAUAUACUUAGUUUAUUUCCAUUCAUUACUUUUUACACUUAUAUAUUUUUUUGGGGGGGGCCUAUUUUUUUGUCAAUGCCAAGGUGUGUGUGUGUGUGUGUGUGUGUGUGUUAGAGUGAAUGAGAUGCUCUGCUGAAAAACCUUACAUGAACCCUCUGAGGGGGUUCACUAUGAUAGUAGUACACCGACUGACAGGUCUGUCAUUUUAGUCGGGGGCCUUUGUAUACGGACAAGACUAUUAGAAUUGCUCUGCUCCGCGAGGUGCUUGUUUUUCUUGUGAAGCAGAGGCAUAUACAGUACAGUAUGUUAACAAAAUGACAUUUUCUGUGAUAAAAUCUCCGUACAUCAUUGUCAGCAGUAACCUAGACAAGCACAUGCUUUUUUCACAGACCAACCACUUCUCUGGACUAGAUAGAGAAGAAUCAUGAAGAAAAGGACAGACCAAGGGGGAGAGAGAGCAUCUCUGCUAAAUCAAUUUAGAUAAACACUGUUGUCUUAUGGGCUUCCCCUGUAUACUAAUUAAACAUAGAAAACACCUGUCUCAUGUUGAAAGAAAUAUGAACUAAGGUAAUGGAGAAACAAGCAACCUUGAUUGCAGUAGUACAAAUUUGUAUAUUAAACUGGCAUGACAACGAUAGUUGGUUACAGCACAUACAGUGUUGGACCAGUUCGAAAUUUAAACUGGGCUUAGUCCUAAAUUUAAACUCUGUUCAUCUGUGAGUGCAUCACUGCACAUUAAAUAUUAUUUGGUGUUCUGCACGUGAAAUAUUAUUUGGUGUUCUGCACAUGAAAGAUUAUUUGGUGUUCUCCAGAAUGCUGAAAUACUGAGUGUCUUUGUGGUCCCAUGUAGGGUGACUGAAAAUGUCAAGUCCAAUAGAUACCUAGUUCUCCAUGAUCACUUGGCUCUGGCUUUAUGCGUCACUACAAAAGUGCACAAAGAUCAGCUCUCGACUUAAGUUUUUGUUGUGUGUUAUUUGUUUAAUCAUUGAUUACACAACAAAGGAAAAAAGUACCAGUUUUGUUGAAUCUGAGUAUGUUACCAUGUAAAGUGGGAGAAAAAGUUAAUGACAGACAAACCAAAUAUACCUCCAUCUCGUGUC